Molecule: messenger RNA, 3002 nt
Organism: Fundulus heteroclitus (mummichog)
Lineage: Eukaryota; Metazoa; Chordata; Actinopteri; Cyprinodontiformes; Fundulidae
Gene: nobox
Product: NOBOX oogenesis homeobox
Exons: 9
Coding region: 123-2423 (766 amino acids)
Biological process (GO): regulation of transcription by RNA polymerase II
Molecular function (GO): DNA-binding transcription factor activity, RNA polymerase II-specific; RNA polymerase II cis-regulatory region sequence-specific DNA binding
Source: RefSeq, a predicted model, not a curated record
GAUGCCUAAUCAAUCAAUCAGGCUCGUUAAGGCGCCGCGCGGCGCUCCAACUCCGCCUAAACACGAGCGGCCUAAUUGACCAACUUUAUUGGAUUAACGGUGGCAUGUGAAAAAAAAAAAAUAUGGAGCAGGACUGCGAUUUAGCUGCAGAAUUCGACUGUUCAAGCCUGCUGUGUGAGGAGCUGGAGGAUUUGGAAAGUAAGGACUCCGAAGAGAAGCCGGGCGGGAGAAGAGAAGAAGGCGAUGAGAAAGUGUUAAAUCAGAGGGAUGAAGAGACGAGAGAGGACGCGGCGCAUGAAGGGAGGAACGAGGGGGAGGAAGACGGGGAAGACAAAGCUGUUGUGUCAGAAAACGAACUGAUGAAGGAUGAAGCGGAGCAGGUGAAGCCUGGGAGUAGGCCGGAAGCAGAGGAGGCACAGGAUGUUCAGAUGGAAGAGAAAGAGACCGAGGUUAGCAAAGAAACAAUUGUUGACAAGCAAGUGAAGAAAACUGUGCAGAAAAAGAGCAGGAAGCGACGAGGGAAGAAGCAAAAUGAGCAUGUGAGACCCAGGAAAGCAGGAAAGGAGGGUGUCAGUGAGAAGCCGGCGGAGCAAGAGAAAAGUCAGAAGCAGGAAAUGUCAGUGAUGAGCUCAGAGGAGAACCCGGCUCAGUUUGAGCCCUCUGUUGGCCUGAUGAACACCUGUGAGCUGUCUGAUCAAGUCUACCUGGGUAUCGGGGCAGCUGGAUUGUAUUUCCCCCCAGUGCCUGUCCCAGUCCUGUACCCGUCCCAGACACCAGUCCCCAUCCAGUCUGCAGCGCCUCAAUCUCAUGGGACAAAAAGAGCCUACAGCCCCUCUCAGCCUCACAGCCUCCCCCAGCAGAGCUCCCAGACCCUUCAGAUGGAGAUAGCUCAAGGGUACUCCACUCGACGCUCCAUUCGAUACAGCAGCAGGAGCCGAGGUCGGGCGCUCAGCUUACCUCUUCCACCAGGUUCUGAGAAUGUGGACAGCUGCCCACUACCACCUGCCCCAAGGAAGAAGACACGGACACUCUACAGUACAGACCAGCUGGAGCAUUUAGAGGCGCUGUUCCAGGAGGAUCACUAUCCUGAUGCAGAGAAGAGGAAAAUUAUUGCUGCUUCAGUUGGUGUCACCCCUCAGAGAAUUAUGGUUUGGUUUCAGAACCGCAGGGCGAAAUGGAGGAAAGUGCGUUCAAUCACAGCGAAGGCAGAACCUGCACCAACUAAAGCUGAACACAGCACGAAUAGUCCAAAUCACAAAGUCAAUCCCCAGUUGACCACGCUGACAUCCACCAGGAAAGGAGUGCCUUCUGUUUCUGGUCACUUUACUGCUUCCGUACCACAGAUUACCUCUGCAGCUGCUUUUCCCACACUGUCCACUCAGACCCUUCACUCCUACAGUAAGCUGUUGGACAGCCUUAACAGCCCAGGUCAGAGUAGAGGGAGAGAAAUGGGUUCAGGGAAUCUGUUGGAGUAUCAUCCCCCCCGUCCCAUGCACAGCCCUCCCCCUCUGCGACGAGCCAGCCUCCCUCUUUUUCCUGCUGGCUUCAACUCUGUUAGCCAGAAUCCCCUUCUCCUCAACACCCCGGCCCCCGCCCGUCCUCUCCUUCUCGAUGCUCUGGAGAGCGAUGCCUCUUUAGCUCAUUAUGACACCCAGUCCCAACAGAAUGACACCAGCCUGCUGUAUGACUUUGCGGAGAAGCUGAGCCAGCAGAGCAGCUCCUUGUCUUAUCAGCUUCACAACUCCUUUCCAACCAGCCAGCAUCAGCCUCAAACAUCUGGACCCCACAUGCCAUUCCUCACUCCAUCGCCCUACCUUACGCCCAACCCUCCAGAUUCCAAUCCUGCCUCAUACCUGACUUAUGGACCUGGAGGCAGCUCAGCUGGACUGGUGACUUACUCCACAGGUGGUCACUCCUACUAUCAGUCCCAGAGCACCGGACAGAUCCUGUUACAGCCCGCCGGUCGCCAUGGAGCGAUGACAUCAUACCAGUCAUAUCCAUGGAGUAAUUUGUAUAGUCAGCCAUCCAUCCAGCAGCAUGCCCAGUGUCCUCCCACAUACUCAGCCAGCUUGGGAUCUGUUGGAGACCACCAGACCCAGUCUACAUCCAGCCUGCCACUGCAUUCUGUAUUUCAGGUGGGGGAGCAUAACCCAUCACAUACCAACUUGCAGCAAGCAGCAGAGACCCAGCAGCACACUGCCUCCAGCACCGCCACCACUGUCCUCCCAUCAGUGUCAAGCCUGCGGCCCUCCUGUUUCAGAGUUGAGAGAACACUGACCACAGUUUCAUCGCUGCUUCCCUCUCAGGUCAGCGCCACGUCUCCUGAAAGCCCUCCAGCACCCUCCUGUGUCAAACUGGAGUAUGACAGCCCACGAGAGAUUCACAGCCACUUCCACUGUGACUUCUCCCCAAUACAUUUUUGAAUCCUUGUUUGGGUUUAAUUUAUAUGUUUGUGUGUAAAUUGUUAAAUGUUUUCCUGUAUUUUGUAUUACCAAUACAGUAUUCUCAGUGGAAACAUUAGUGUCUCAGGGCUCUGUUGGGCUGCAUAAAGCAAGGCUUUAAUAAAUGAAAAUGGUAAGAUUCUACAUUUUACUUUUUUAGCUUGUUUUUAAACAAAAUUUCAUAUCAGAUAUUUCAUUCAAAAAAUUGUAGUUUUGGACCAUAAAUGCACAACUUGGUUCUUACUCUGUACACAUAACCAAGUGUGCACAUGUUAUAUUGCUUUCUUCUUGAGCACCACAGGAAAAAACACAUUUGUACUGAGUUUGACCAUGAUAAAGGGUAAAGAAAUAAACUAGAAAGAAAUAUGUAAACAAAUGUAAAAGUAAAACCUUACUCACAAAAAAUGGGAAGUUGUGCACUUGGUUAAAACUGCAGAAUCUUUUACCAAGUUAAUGCAAUUGGAGUAAAUUAAGUUAUAUAGUUUGCUUUUGUGCCUUGGAUUUCAGCGAGGUAUGGACUAUGAUGUAGGCUAGUAAUUACAUAUAAAACAAUCAACUGCA